Colletotrichum graminicola M1.001 is the source of this 1002-nucleotide messenger RNA. RefSeq lists its product as uncharacterized. Gene Ontology annotation, cellular component: cytoplasm. The coding region runs from base 1 to 1002 and encodes 333 amino acids. Gene Ontology annotation, biological process: pantothenate biosynthetic process. Gene Ontology annotation, molecular function: 2-dehydropantoate 2-reductase activity. The record is from RefSeq and is a predicted model, not a curated record. The transcript has 3 exons. Lineage: Eukaryota; Fungi; Ascomycota; Sordariomycetes; Glomerellales; Glomerellaceae.
AUGACGGACAAGUGGCGGGUGCUCCUCGUUGGCGCCGGCGGCAUCGGCACAAUAGCCGCCCUCAAUCUCGAGCGCGGGGGAUCGGCCGAGGUAGCCGCCGUGCUCCGUUCUAAUCACGACGUUGUGAGUCGCAAAGGCUUCUCGAUAAAGUCGUGCGACCACGGCAGCUUGGAGAACUGGCGGCCCAGUCAAGUCUUGAACGCCGUCCCGGCCAUCCCGGACUCGAACCCCGCUGGACGAUACGACUACGUCGUCUGCUGCACCAAGAACAUCCCCGAUGCCGGCCCGAGCCUUCCUGACAUCAUUGCCCCAGCCGUGUCUCCCAGCCACACCGUCAUCGUCUUGAUCCAAAACGGCCUCAACAUCCAGCGGCCCUUCUUCAGCCGGUUCCCCUCAAACAUUGUCCUCUCGGGCGUAAGCCGGGUCGACGCCCACGAAGUCUCUCCGGGCGUCGUCGAACAAAAGCAGCACGACCUGCUGCACAUCGGCGCCUUCCGAAGCCCCAGGCUCGACGAGGAGCAGCAACAUGAAGCCGCGCGGCAAUUUGUCAAGAUCUACAGCGCGGCGGGGAUGACCACGUGCCUGCAUAGGCCGGACGUCGACUUUGAUCGAUGGAGCAAGCUGGUCUACAACGCCUCCUUCAACCCGAUCUGCGCCCUGACGGGCUUGAAUGCCAGCGAGCUGCAGAUGACGGGCAGGACGAUGGGCUCGAUGGUCGUCCCGGCCAUGAGGGAGGUCCUCGCGGUGGCGGCGGCUGCAGGCCACAGCAUUCCCGAAGACGUCAUAGAGAAGACCAUCAGCCUCAACCCCGUCGAGGACAACAUCAAGCCCAGUAUGCAAGUCGACUUCGAGAAGGGGAACUUGAUUGAGCACGAGAAUAUUCUCGGCGAAGUCGUCCGCGAAGCGCAGAAACACGGGAUAGCCACGCCAAUCUUGGGUGUUCUGUACGAGAUCUGUUGUGCCCACCAGUGGAGGUUCAAGAAGGCCAAGGGCUUGAUAUGA